UCCUUAUGUAUCUUCACCACCACUGUGUAAGUCGUCGUUUCUUUUUCCUGCAAGCAAAGUCAUCCCUUUCUCCUCUACAGACUACAGCAAAAACCAUCACUCACGAUCAUGGGUGGAAGUGUGGGUGGAAGUGAGGUUUAUGAUGAUUGGGAGUCGGAUGAUGGAAGAACUUUGGUUUUAGUUGGAAGGACGGGGAAUGGUAAAAGUGCUACUGGUAACAGUAUUCUUGGAAGGAGAGCAUUCAAGUCGCAGACUAACUCGGCUGGUGUAACCAGUACUUGUGAGUUCCAGAGAACUGUAUUGGACGAUGGGCAGAUUAUCAAUGUCAUUGACACUCCUGGGUUGUUUGAUUUUUCUGGUGAAUCUGAGUUUAUUGGGAAAGAAAUUGUUAAAUGCAUCAACAUGGCCAAAGAUGGUAUACAUGCUGUUCUUGUAGUUUUCUCGGUUAGAACCCGAUUUUCAAGAGAAGAAGAAGCUGCUGUCCAGAGUUUGUGCGACUUUUUUGGAAGCAAAUUGGCUGAUUACAUGAUUGUUGUUUUCACGGGUGGGGAUGAUCUCGAAGAUAAUGAAGAAACUUUGGAUGGUUAUUUAGGUCGUAACUGUCCUGAGCCUUUGAAGGAAAUUCUUAAGAAGUGUGGAAAUAGGAAAGUUCUUUUUGAUAAUAAGACGAGAGAUGAAUCGAAGAAAUCUAAACAAAUGAGAGAACUACUUAGCCUCGUAAACAUGGUGCUAGAACGGAACUGUGGGGUACCAUACACUGAUGAGAUAUUCUCGGACUUGAGGGAUGGAGCAGUUAGACUUCGCAAUCAAGCCGCAGAAGUUGAGUCCUCCAACGGAUACACCAAACAAGAGAUAUCUUCAUUGAAGGAUCAAAUGCAAAAAUCGUAUGGAGAGCAACUUAAGCGCAUCACUGAAAUGGUGGAGUCUAAGCUGAAGGAGACGACCCAUAGGCUCGAGGAGCAAUUGGCAAAAGAGCACAACGCCCGCUUGCAGGCUGAGGCGAAUGCGAGAGAAGCCCAAGAAAGAUCCAACGAUGAGAUUCGUAAGCUGAGGGAGAAUCUCGAGAGAGCGCAAAGGGAGACUGAGGAGCUCCGCAGGCAAGCUGCAAAUGGCGGGUGCCAUAUUCUUUGACAAACUUCUUGAUGUUCAUAUCAUAUCUGUUAAAACAAUUUAGUUUGGAAACAAUUUAGUUUAGAAAGCUUGACUGCAUUGAUCAUCCUACUUGGUGCCACUUUAAUAAUUUAAUGCAUUCUCUAUUUAUUUGCU
Ipomoea nil (Japanese morning glory) is the source of this 1266-nucleotide messenger RNA. Its product is annotated as immune-associated nucleotide-binding protein 9-like. Gene Ontology annotation, molecular function: GTP binding. The record is from RefSeq and is a predicted model, not a curated record. The coding region runs from base 109 to 1131 and encodes 340 amino acids. The transcript is spliced from 6 exons. Lineage: Eukaryota; Viridiplantae; Streptophyta; Magnoliopsida; Solanales; Convolvulaceae.